AUGGUCCAAGAUGAUGACGAUGGUUCUCUGCCUGUGGGUGAAGAUUUUACAAUCAUAGAUGAGAUUAAUGAUAAUGAUUAUGGAGAGAAAUUGGUGGAUGAUGUCCUGAUUGUUGAUAAAAUGGUGCAUUCUCAUGAUUCUAGCCAUGUUUUGUUAGAGAAAUUCGAUGAUGAUUUUGUGAUGAAGCUUAACCUGAUUGAUGAUACUUUGAAAAUGGCUAUUAUUGGUGAAAUUAUAUUGGUUGUGGUUUUAAAGGAUAUAGAAAAUGAGGUUAAUUUUGUGUCUCCUAGAGCUGGGGUUGUUCAACCUGAAAGGACCUUGAGACCAUGGGAGGUUUUUGCCACUGGAUUUUGA
Oldenlandia corymbosa var. corymbosa is the source of this 354-nucleotide messenger RNA. NCBI's taxonomy places the organism in Eukaryota, Viridiplantae, Streptophyta, Magnoliopsida, Gentianales, Rubiaceae. The record is from the annotation of a GenBank genome assembly.